Theobroma umbraticum is the source of this 1734-nucleotide messenger RNA. The record is from RefSeq and is a predicted model, not a curated record. Lineage: Eukaryota; Viridiplantae; Streptophyta; Magnoliopsida; Malvales; Malvaceae.
UCAGAAUGGAAACCAAUCAACUUGAAAAGCUGCUCCCUCUAAGGCAUGACCAAGGAUGCUACUUGGAAAUUUCUCAAUAAAUGGAUAGAGUAGGAAUUUGUAAGAAAUCAGUGUGCAUCAGUUAGCAAAUACUUUGAGAGAUACUCUCUGGAGGAGAGCCUUACAACAAAUUUAGCUUGAAACCUGAAGAAACGUGCUUGUGUCUGCCAGGAUGAUAUAGAUAUUCCAGAUUCACCAGAAAGGCGGUGGGAUCAUCAGAAUAUAGGAAAUAGCGUACUGGUAGGUUUUUGUUUCUCUCUACUUCUCUGCUAUAGUUGGUGCCAUUAUGGCAAAGAACAUUCUGGUGACUGGUGGUGCUGGUUUUAUUGGAACCCACACAGUGCUGCAGCUGCUAUUGGCGGGUUAUAAUGCAGUGGUGGUGGACAAUCUCAAUAAUUCCUCUGAUAUUGCCAUCAGAAGAGUCAAAGAACUCGCCGGCGAAUACGGCAACAACCUUGACUUUCACCAGCUGGACCUUCGAGACAAAGCAGCUUUGCAAAAACUUUUUACAGAAACAAAGUUUGAUGCUGUAAUACACUUUGCUGGAUUGAAAGCAGUGGGUGAAAGCAUGAAGAAACCAUUGCUGUAUUACAACAACAAUCUCAUUGGAGCAAUCACCUUAUUGGAAGUCAUGGCUCUAAAUGGAUGCAAAAAUCUUGUCUUCUCAUCAUCAGCUACUGUUUAUGGUUGGCCAAAGGAGGUUCCAUGUACAGAAGACUUUCCUUUGGCUGCAAUCAAUCCUUAUGGACGAACCAAGCCUUUCAUUGAACAGAUUUGUCGAGACAUCCAACAUGCGGACCAAGAAUGGAACAUCAUAUUGCUAAGAUACUUUAAUCCUGUCGGUGCACACCCCAGUGGCUAUAUCGGAGAAGAUCCCCGUGGAACACCAAACAAUCUCAUGCCUUACAUUCAGCAGGUUGCUGUUGGCAGGCGACCUGCCUUGACUGUAUUUGGGAAUGAUUAUUCCACCAAGGAUGGAACUGGGGUACGUGAUUACAUACAUGUUGUGGAUUUAGCAGAAGGUCACAUUGCGGCACUGCGAAAACUAUGCGAUCCCAAAAUAGGCUGUGAGGUCUACAACUUAGGUACAGGAAAAGGAACAUCAGUUUUGGAGAUCGUUGCUGCAUUUGAAAAGGCAUCUGGGAAGAAAAUUCCUCUUGUAAUGGCUGGCAGGCGACCCGGUGAUGGUGAAAUAGUUUAUGCUUCAACAGAGAAGGCAGAGCGUGAGCUGAAUUGGAAAGCUAAAUACGGCAUUGAAGACAUGUGCAGGGACCAAUGGAACUGGGCCAACAAGAACCCUUAUGGCUAUCAAUCUCCGCCGGAGUAAGCUGAUAACUUUUCGUGCUUUUUCACGGGCUUGCCCUGUUCCUGAAGCCUUUUUCAGAUUUAAGUUGCCGAACGUUUGUGGGAAAUCUUUUAAUCUGUCAUUAACGUGUUACUACUGAAAUAAAAUUGUAAUGACCCAUAGAUUUGGCAUGAUCAUAUCCUAAUUGUUGAUAAUUGUGACUCAUUACUUGCAUAAAACAUGGUGUCACAAGUCGAAUCCAAAUCUUCUACCUCCAUUUUGUACCCCAACUCAAAUCUCAAUUUUCUGCCUCUAUUUCCUAUCUCAUUCUGUAUUCCAACUCUCACAAAACACCACUUGUCUCCCGUUUUAUUCCUUAAUAAUACAUGUUUGGGCUUAAGUUUUUUUUC